AUGAACUCACGAAAGAGGUACUCUAGCAGUAAAUCGCAGAUUCGCAAGAACAUUGGAUUCAAAUUAGAUUUUGUAUCACUUGCUUCUACCAUCAAUGACAAUGAACUGACUCCUAGAGAUUACCAAUUAUCGGAUUCGUACACCGACAGACUGAACCAUCAUCACACAAAUGAUAACAUAACUUUCCCAGAGUCCGAAAUAUCAAGAUCAACCAACCUUGAGGAUAGUAUAGAUCCAUUAGAGCAAGAACAAGAAUUGAGAGUCAGAGCAUUGGAAAAAACACCAAAUAACAAAAUUAAACUCUUCAAGCGCCACAAUGACAAUGAUGAUUCACGAUCGAUUGCUGAGACCGUCAAUAAGAUAAACGACGAUGACAAAGCGUUCGCAUCGCUGGAGGAUCACCCAUCCCCUUUGACAAUCGGGAAUGAUAAUGAUGAAAUACUCCGGAUCAUUGACACCAAUGAACCAACCGUGAUUGAAGAAAUCAAGAAAUUGUCCCCGUUGCUUUUGGAUUUAAGAAAAUCGAUGAUGUCUGACUUUGCCGACCCCAAUUAUAAUUGCCCCGACCCAUUAAAGACCUAUAAUGUCAAAGAAUUGAACUCUCAAUACAAUGCCCGGGUUAGAAAAAUCAAUAACCAUCAACAUAACAAUUUCAUGAACCCCGACGGCCCUUCCUCUGAGUUCGACACCGAUUACUACCAGCCAGACGACAAACAUGGCCGAUCAUUGCUAGUAUCUAAGGCUACAUUGAUCAGAGCCGAGCGGGCCAGAGCGUCUCUCAGUGCUUAUUAUGUAUUUUUGGAAAAAUAUCAACAACCAUUCACACCGAGUAGUACCACAGAUGAAGGGGAUCACGAAGUGUCGAUCGACGGUGAUGAUGACGAUGAUCAUGAUGAAAAUAAGAAAACCAAUAACUACAAUAAGGAUUCGGAAACACGAUUGACAUUAUCUUGGAAUCCUUUGCAAAUCAUUAGAAAUCGGAAAGCGAUGAAAAAACGGGACAUGACUUCUUUACAAACCUUACAAAAACGGUUCACCCAUCCAUUAGCGUCGACCACUUUCUCAACUAACCCAAAGAAAAAAUUGAUUUGGACGAUCCCUAGCUAUGAAAUAGUUAACAAUUAUUAUUGGUCAAGAAGACACUGGGAUAUUUUAAAAAACUCGAAGGGCCAGUUGAUUUUCCAAGAUUAUUGGGACUCCCACAGAAUUAUCAAUCACCACCAUAAACAACCGCUUUAUUCCCGCCGCAAUAGUAGCAAUACCCCGGAGACCCAUCAUAAUAACCAUCCACAAAAACAGAAUAGCGGUAGCUCUUUGAAUAAACUCAAUAAGAAUAGCAGCAAUUUGCGGAAAAAAUCCUACAAGAGCCGCUCGAGUUCGAGUUUUGAGAAUUUCAAUAUUUCAAACUCCCAUUUCCAAUUAUCAAUUCCAUUUGUCUCCACCACCAAAAAUCAUCAUCAGUCUACCAAAAAUAACUCAUUUAGUAAUAGUAGUUCUAACCAUAGUAAUGUUGGGUUGACGGUACCAGAACCAUUGAACGAGAGUACUACCUCGAUGGUUUCAGAUUCUUUGGGCUUAUUGGAACCAAACAACAACAAUAAUAAUGUUAUUGAAGAAUCGCCAUUAAACAAGAAACAUCACCAUUUCUCCACCCCGUCGUUAAACGAAACCAUAGAUCCCGUGGUGAUGCUCAAUAAUGACGAACCAGUUUUCCUCAAAGAAGGUUCUAAAUUGGAUAACGUAUCCAGUAGAUUGAAGAAGAUAUCACAAAACAAAGGGUUUGUCAAGAAUAAAUUGAUUAGCAAGAUCAAUAAAUCAAAAGAUAAUGCCAGUGCGGGAGGAAUAAUCACCAAUGACGGCGGUAAAUUGGGCGAGGGUUUAGUGGAUAUUGGCUAUGAUAUCAACAAAUCUUUCAAAGACUUGGAUAAUUCAUUUGAUGGCCAUACCGAUGAUGGAGUGACGAAAAUCCUUGGCAAUGUUCCUAUCCAGCCGAUUUCAAGAAGAAUUGUUUCCAACGGGUCGUCUGUAUCAUCACUUGGGUUGGCCCCGAAAGUUGGUGGGAAACCGCUCGUGCAUAAUAUCGGUAGAGAUAAUGAUCUUGUGGAAUUUGAAGAAGAUGACAAUUCAUUAGAGCCGUACUCGGAAACCCACAGGUCUUCAUCUAAUAACUUUGAGGAGACUGAAGAACGAGGCAAAGAGACAGAAAAUGCAUUGGACAACCCCUCUCAUGUUGAAGACGAGAAUCAUUCUAAACGACAGGCAUGUUUCAGAACCGGUUUGCGAGACGAAAUCAGGCUGGCAAAUAUCAGGCUCUCGUUGAUUAAUAACCAUGUGGAAAUUCAACGAUAUAAAUAUUCCAGAGCAUUCGAACUUACAAAACGCAAUGGUCCAGGGUCUUCGAAUUCUUCUUCUUUGGCAUCUUCUCCUCUAAGUAGCAGACCGGAGAAUCAGAUUUCGUCAGUAUCAGAAUUUCUGGCUCUUUACGACCUGACAAACAGUUCUUUUGAAUGGAUCUCCAAUUUGUUGCCAAUUUAUUUGAAGUUUUUAACAAAAGAGAUUGAAAGACUAAGCAAGAUGAAAUCCAACCUUAAUGAUAACCAUUCGGAUAAAAUCGACCAAUUGUUGUCGACUGCCGACAGAUUGAUUUCAAAAAUCAACACUGGGUUGUCGAUCAAUUUGAAGAAUAUCAAUGAAAAGUUAUCCUAUAGUAAUAAUAGGCUUUUCAAAAUGAAUAGUGAUGGUCUUUAUGCCCAGAAAAUCUUUUUCUUGGUAGUGGAGUAUAGUAUUAUUGGACUGCUAUAUUUUAUAUGGUUGACCAUGAGCUUCUUCAAACUCAUUUACAAGAGUCUUGCUUUAAUUAUCAAGGUUCUUCAAUGGAUCUUUUGGUGA
Messenger RNA from Saccharomycopsis crataegensis, 2889 nucleotides. RefSeq names its product Mtc4p (gene MTC4). NCBI's taxonomy places the organism in Eukaryota, Fungi, Ascomycota, Saccharomycetes, Ascoideales, Saccharomycopsidaceae. The coding region runs from base 1 to 2889 and encodes 962 amino acids. The transcript has a single exon. The record is from RefSeq and is a predicted model, not a curated record.